UCCUAACCUAUUCAAACCAAUUCACAUCCUCCCUAAAUCCAAAUACUACACCUCGUAGCAAGAUACAUAUAUAUAGUAUACUCUUGUGUUUGUUUCCUUACCUUCUUUGAUCAAUAUAACUCAUUAGAGCUCUCGUCAAACUCGUAACCUCUCGAUGGAUGAAGAGAUCGAGAUUCCUCCGUUCUUCAUUUGCCCCAUCUCUCUAGAGAUCAUGAAAGAUCCGGUGAUAGUCUCUACCGGAAUAACCUACGACAGAGACAGCAUCGAGAAAUGGCUCUUUUCAGCAAAAAAGAACUCGUGUCCGGUCACCAAACAAGACAUAACCGACGCAGAUCUCACCCCGAACCACACUCUUCGCCGUCUGAUCCAAUCUUGGUGCACUUUAAACGCAUCCCACGGCGUAGAGAGGAUCCCCACCCCAAGACCUCCUAUCUCUAAAUCUGAGAUCGAAAAACUCUUAAAAGAUUCAGCCUCUUCUCAUCAAAACCUAGCCAAGUGUCUCAAAAGACUUCGUCAUAUCGUUUCCGAGAACGCUAGCAACAAGCGUUGUUUGGAGGCGGCAGGAGUACCUGAGUUCUUGGCCACCGUCGUAAGCAAUAAAGACUCUUCGAUGAUUUUGACCGACGAAGCCCUCAGCUUACUCUACCAUCUUGACACUUCAGAGACAGGUCUCAAGAAUCUUUUAAACAGCAAGAAAGGUAACGAUAUUGUAAACUCGUUGAUGAAGAUCAUGCAACGAGGGAUAUACGAGUCAAGAGCCUAUGCGACUUUGCUUCUAAAAAACAUUCUUGAAGUAGCGGAUCCAAUGCAGAUCAUGACUUUGAAGCCAGCGGUUUUCACCGAGGUCGUGCAGAUCUUGGACGACCGGAUCUCUCACAAGGCGACAAAAUCUGCGUUGCAUAUAUUGGUGAACGUAUGUCCAUGGGGAAGGAACAGACACAAGGCCGUGGAAGCUGGAGUGAUCUCUAUGAUAAUAGAGCUUCUCAUGGACGAGAGCUUCUCAUCAGAUAGGAGAGGUCCAGAGAUGGCCAUGGUGGUUCUUGAUUUAUUGUGUCAGUGUGCGGAAGGAAGAGCCGAGUUUUUGAACCACGGAGCAGCUAUAGCAGUGGUGUGCAAGAAGAUACUUAGAAUUUCUCAGACAGCAAGCGAUAGAGCUGUUAGGGUUUUGUUUUCGGUUGGGAGGUUCUGUGCGACGCCGGCUUUGCUAAACGAGAUGUUACAGUUGGGGGUCGUAGGUAAGUUGUGUCUUGUGCUUCAGGUUAGCUGUGGAAGCAAGACUAAAGAGAAAGCAAAGGAGUUGCUUAAGUUGCACGCUAAAGCUUGGAAGGAAUCGCCUUGUCUCACAAGAAACAUGAUUCUUGCAUAUCCCUCGUGAUGAAAACCAAGAAGACAACGUACAGUCAUACAAAUGAGUCUGAUUCUCAUAUAUAAGUGCGAACGCUUAUAUGAUAAUUAUUCUUCAUAUUUUGUUGGAAUGAAUCCAAUCUUUUUGGUUUUCUUUUUAUACUUUUGAUGUUCAAGAUGUAGAUACUAGAGGGAAUUGUUCAUCAAUUUUUUUCGUAAUAAAAAUUGGGAAGAUA
Messenger RNA from Brassica oleracea var. oleracea, 1580 nucleotides. Its product is annotated as E3 ubiquitin-protein ligase PUB23-like. The transcript has a single exon. The record is from RefSeq and is a predicted model, not a curated record. Lineage: Eukaryota; Viridiplantae; Streptophyta; Magnoliopsida; Brassicales; Brassicaceae. Gene Ontology annotation, molecular function: ubiquitin protein ligase activity. Bases 155 to 1375 code for a protein of 406 amino acids. Gene Ontology annotation, biological process: protein ubiquitination.